This is a messenger RNA of Letharia columbiana, 582 nucleotides long. RefSeq lists its product as uncharacterized. The record is from RefSeq and is a predicted model, not a curated record. The coding region runs from base 1 to 582 and encodes 193 amino acids. NCBI's taxonomy places the organism in Eukaryota, Fungi, Ascomycota, Lecanoromycetes, Lecanorales, Parmeliaceae. The transcript has a single exon.
AUGGCGACGGGAACAGACCCGGCAAAACGACUACGAUUCGACCUCUUCACUGAGCAUGUCGACAACACACAUAGUGAAGCCUGCUACCAAAUGGCAUUCAACACAUUCGAUUCUUUCCCUACCUCCCUACCAAACCUACGAAUCGGCAAAUCAGUUGAGACAAAGGAUGGAAUGGAGGAUGGACUUGAUGGCAAGAGCAUGGGAGACACAGGGCAAAUCUACAGUGAAGCUCCCAGGCCAGGCUGCCAAAAGGUGUUGGAGGUGAAUGCAUGCGUUGGAUUUUCUUCAAUUCUACCGAAGGACUAUGGCAAGAAGGACUAUGGCAAGAAGACUGGGCAAGGAGAAGAACUCGGAGAAUCUUGCUGGCACGCAGGCAAGAUGUGGACUACAUCUCCGGGAUCUCUGCAGGGUAACAUGGCAGGCAUGGCACAGUCAAGACCAGCAUGCGGCCCGGCAAUACCACUACACCUCGGCAAAUCUUCUCCAGUCAAGGCCUACAGGGACUAUGGAUGUUUGGAGACACAAGGCAAGCAAUGGGCGUGCAUCUCCGGUCUACCAGCCAUGGGGGCCAUGGCUAUUUGA